Molecule: messenger RNA, 817 nt
Organism: Solenopsis invicta (red fire ant)
Lineage: Eukaryota; Metazoa; Arthropoda; Insecta; Hymenoptera; Formicidae
Gene: Blos1
Product: biogenesis of lysosome-related organelles complex 1 subunit 1
Exons: 5
Coding region: 201-587 (128 amino acids)
Biological process (GO): endosomal transport
Cellular component (GO): BLOC-1 complex
Source: RefSeq, a predicted model, not a curated record
AGAGAUAAACAUAGAAGAAAAUCUCCUAUUGGAUAUCGAUUGGAUGCGUUUUGAAACUCAUUGAAAGGGUGCAAUUUUUCACAGUGCAAGGAUUUGUGUAUUUGAGAACGUUGGAUGCUGCAUGCUGCUCCCGUGUAAACAAGAGGCAACAAGAGAAUAUCAACGAACUACUUCAUACAGUCAAGUAGUAACUAUCAAAAAUGUUAUCUGCAAUUGUUAAAGAACAUCAAAGUAAGCAAGUUGCAAGAAAAGAAAGGCAAGAGCAAAAGCGAAAGGAUGCAGUUCAGGCUGCGAGCAACUUAACACAAGCUCUUGUUGACCAUCUGAAUGUUGGUGUAGCUCAAGCGUACUUGAAUCAAAAAAAGCUAGAUGCGGAAGCAAAGCAACUCCAGCACAGUGCGACUAAUUUUGCCAAACAAACGCAAUUGUGGUUAAAUUUGGUAGAAUCCUUCUCAAGCUCAUUAAAGGAAAUUGGGGAUGCGGAAAAUUGGGCGCGGAGUAUAGAAGGAGACAUGAGAACGAUAGCCACUGCUUUGGAAUAUUCAUACAAAGCAACACAAGAGAAUCAAAGUGCUGGCAAUGGUUAAGGGCAUAAACGAGUGGGAUGUUGUCUACUCUUACAAGCAUAAUCUAGUUAUUGUCACAAACUUUGUGAAGAGUUCUUUUUUUAAUAAUUUCGUCAUGUGAGAGUUUAUAUUAAAAUAUAGAAAUAGUGCAAUUUAAGUUAUGAGAGAAAACCUUUUGUACAUAAUUUUUCAUGAAGUUAAAUGUAUAAUUUAAUGUCUUGUUUUAAUUAAAAAGAAUUAUUGAAAUGUUA